AUGACAACUGUGCUACACAGCGGUCUGGUGCGAAGGAGCCUCCGGCGAGAGGCAAGUUUGGCCGAGGAGCAGAGUUCGGAUGUCUGUCGGCUGGCGGAGGGCAAAGAUAUGCUCAAGGCGGCGGUGAUGGAGGACAGCAGCGAGGAUGACGAGGACAGAGACGAUCGUCAACUGGAGGGGAAGCAUACAAGCAGGGAAAAUGACUAUGAAGCCGUGCGAAGGGAUGCCGGUAGAAAAAGAGGCGAGACGAAGGAGAAGGAGGACAGAAGUGAAGAGGAAAGCGGAAAGUAUGUGGCCGUCGAGUUGGCGUCACCACGGUGUAAGCGGCUAAGGCGGGCCAGUUACGUGUCUUUCGGUACCGUUGCUGCUCCGUCAAUCGUUGCAGGCCUGCACGACGUCACGGGAGUAGGAGGAGGACAGGAGCAGGCUUCUCACAAUGUUCCGUCGAAUGCCGCCAGACUGGGAUGUGGAAAGGAGGACUUCGGACUAGUCGAGGCGCUGGACGAGGGACAUUUGCAAAUGAAUAAGGAGAUUGGCGUAGUGAUGAGUAAACUAAAAGAGGAAAAUCGGACCGAGGCGGAGGGAGUGGAGAUGAAGGAGCUCUCGAAAAGAAGUGAUGAACAGAAGCUUGACAAUGGAAAUAACAGGACGCUGGUUGAGUUGAGCCUUACGCUAGGCUUGACCGACCGAAUGGGCGCCGAUCCAGAACCAUUUAAGAACAGCGGACUUAAUGCGGAGAUGGAAGAUGAUCGCCAUCAAUCUGGGAGACUAUCCACCUUGAAGCCUGAUCAUAUCUGGAGCCCGAGUAAGUGA
Messenger RNA from Protopolystoma xenopodis, 813 nucleotides. Lineage: Eukaryota; Metazoa; Platyhelminthes; Monogenea; Polystomatidea; Polystomatidae. The record is from the annotation of a GenBank genome assembly.